Entrophospora sp. SA101 is the source of this 1410-nucleotide messenger RNA. NCBI's taxonomy places the organism in Eukaryota, Fungi, Glomeromycota, Glomeromycetes, Entrophosporales, Entrophosporaceae. The record is from the annotation of a GenBank genome assembly.
AUGAAUAAUGGUAAUUCUGGAGGCACGGAUUUUGUAAAGAAACUGUACAAAAUGUUAGAAGAUGAUACAUAUAACGAUAUUGUUUGUUGGGGGGUUGACGGUAAUAGUUUUGUUGUCAAGGAAAUCGACGCAUUCACGAAAACAAUCCUUCCUCGACAUUUUAAACAUACUAAUUUCGCAAGUUUUGUAAGGCAGCUCAAUAAAUAUGAUUUCCACAAAGUUAGAUAUUCUGAUGAUUCAUUCUCUCCAUAUGGUGAACAGGCUUGGGAAUUUCAUCAUACAAAAUUUCAAUGUAAUAAAAAAGACCAAUUGGAUAGCAUUAAAAGAAAAGUCACCACCAACAAGAGAAAUCAAAAUUCAAAUAAUAACAACAUGACAAAUAUUCCUUCACAAAACAUUCAACUUUCGGAAUUUCAAUCUCAAAUAAAUAAUUUAAAUAAAUUACAAUAUACCAUGAAUGAUCAUCUGAUAACUUUGAGCAAAAAUUAUCAUAGUGUUGCCCAAGACUUAUUAAAUCUUGAAAAAGGAAUGAUUGCUCGAGACCAAUUGAUACAAAAUUUAGCACAACGUUUGGCUAGUUUGGACGAAGUACAAAAAUUAAUAAAUUCAUAUACUGAAGCCAUAAGACCUUCUAUUGAAACCUCCAAACGUGCUCAAUUAUUACAAAAUAUGACAAAUAACCCAAAUAACCAUAGAUCUAAUAACUCUAGUAAUAUUGAUAUUAACAAAAAUCCUAAUAAUGAUUUGUUUAACAACAACUCUGUUGGUAAUAAUAUGGCUUCUUCUUCAUCUUCUACAUCAUCUAAUAAUAGUCUAACAAAAAUAACAUCAUCAACUAACAGGAAACCAAACGUUAAGAUGUGUGUUAUGCAAAAGUCUUUUGCACCUGCUUGGUCAGUUCCACCAAAAGUUUUAUUAGUUGACGAUGAUGCUAUUUACCAAAAUAUCGGGUCGAAACUUUUACGAGUUUUUGGUUGUUCUUUUGAUAUUGCCGUGGAUGGAUUAAGUGCUGUUCGUAAAAUGAAUUUUGCAAAAUAUGAUCUCGUGUUAAUGGAUAUUGUAUUACCCAAUUUAGAUGGUGUUGAAGCAACUACUCAAAUAAGAAGAUUUGACAUGACUACACCAAUUAUUAGUAUGACAUCGAAUAUAGGAGCUGAUGAUUGUUUCAAAUAUUUGUCUCAUGGGAUGAAUGAUAUUUUAGCAAAACCAUUUACAAAAGCUAAUUUACUCUCAAUGUUGGAAAGACAUUGUAAACAUCUUAUAGUCAUUAAAACUUUUCAAAAUAUUCCUAGAUCUAUUGUUAUUGAGAAUAAUAAUAAUUGUACAUCUUCGGAUGAAGAUAAUAGGAUAAUUGAAGAAAUUCCUGAUAACACUAAUAUUUCUACUGGUGGCAGUAGUAUUGUUGCUUAA